Molecule: messenger RNA, 2910 nt
Organism: Penicillium paradoxum
Lineage: Eukaryota; Fungi; Ascomycota; Eurotiomycetes; Eurotiales; Aspergillaceae
Product: mRNA transport regulator MTR10
Exons: 6
Coding region: 1-2910 (969 amino acids)
Biological process (GO): protein import into nucleus
Cellular component (GO): cytoplasm; nuclear membrane
Molecular function (GO): small GTPase binding
Source: RefSeq, a predicted model, not a curated record
AUGGCCAGCAAGGAAGCCGGGCAGGCAUUCGCCCCGGUCCUGGCGGCCGUCGCGACAAUGCAAGGUAAUGUGCCUAGGUCCGAGAAGACUCAAGCCCAUGAAUUCCUUGAGAAAUUCCAGAAAUCGAUUGAGGCCUGGACAACAACCCAUGCUAUAUUACAGUCCCCCGAUGUACCUGUUGAAGCCAAGUUGUUUGCGGCCACUACGCUGAAAGGAAAGAUCAUCUUUGAUCUCGAUCAACUUCCUUCGGAUUCAGUAUUGGCGCUGCGAGACUCGGUCCUCAACCUAUUGGUGGCAUUUGCGCCAGGCCCGCGUCCCAUUCAAACCCAGCUAUGUGUGUGUCUGGCUAGUUUAGCGAUUCAAAUGGUUGCAUGGAAGGACGUUCUGGCGACUGUUGGCGCAGCUUUGGGAAGCAGUGCAGGAGACUGCGUGCUGGAGUUCCUGAAGAUCUUGCCCGAGGAAGUCACGGAGGGUCGCAAGAUCAAUCUCAGCGAAGAUGAGUUGCUCUCAAGAACCAAGGAGCUCCUAGAAGACAAUGCAGAACAGGUCAUGCAGCUGAUGAUUCAGUACGCUCAAUCGUCGCCUACUGCCGCAACGAAUCCCCGUCUGCUCGACUGCAUUACUUCUUGGCUACGUGAAAUUCCCGCCUCCAAGGUAGUGGAAUCCCCUCUCAUGGACGUCAUCCUCAAGGCCUUGGAUAACGACGUAUCUUUUGACGCCGGCGUGGAUUGUAUUUGCACACUCUAUCGUGAUACAAAGGACGUGGACGAGUCCCUUCCUGUCAUUCAAGCCCUCUACCCACGAUUGAUGGCACUGCGCCCAAAAAUUGCCGAAACUGCCGAGGCCGAAGACUUGGAGGCUUUCAAGGGAGUCACACGAAUGUUCGCGGAGGCUGGUGAAGCCUGGGUCGUACUUAUCGCACGUCUACCGAAUGAAUUCCGCGGUCUCGUUGAGGCGCUUCUCGAAUGUUGCGCGCGGGAUUGGGAGCGCGAUGCCGUGUCUCUGACCUUCAUAUUCUGGUAUGAACUCAAGCAAUACAUCGCCAUGGAACGGUACAUCGAUGCUCGAGUCAACUUCCAGGUCAUAUUCUCCCAGUUGGUUGAUAUCAUGGUGAAACACCUCGAGUUCCCCAGCCCGGAAGAAGGCGAGGUUGACUUGUUUGGUGGAGACCGCGAGCAGGAAGAAAAGUUCCGUCAGUUCCGCCAUGCAAUGGGUGAUGUUCUUAAGGACUGCUGUGCUGUUGUGGGUGUGAACGAUUGUCUUGCUAAGAUUUACCAGUUGAUCCAGCAGUGGGUUGCCAAGUAUGCGUCGCAGGCAAGCAAUGAACAUGUUCCUCAUUGGCAAGAACUAGAGGCUCCUCUGUUCGGUCUCCGCGCCAUGGGUCGCAUGGUCGAUCCUCAAGAAAGUACUAUUCUUGGACAAUUGAUUCCUUUGAUCGUUCAGAUUCCCGACCAGGAGAAAGUACGCUUCCAGGCGAUCAUGGCGCUGGCCCGUUACACAGAGUGGACAUCUGUCCACCCCGAAACAUUGGAGGCUCAGCUUAACUAUGUGAUUUCUGGGUUCCACCACUCUUCUCCAGAAGUUGUGCAGGCCUCUGCUCUUGCAUUCAAGUUUUUGGGAACAGACUGUCAGAAGCUACUCGGUGGUCAUAUCGCGCAGCUUCACACAUUCUUCGAGUCAGUGCUUGACAAGCUGAAACCUGCCAGCCAGGAGGAAAUCACUGAGGGUGUUGCUGCAGUGGUCUCAGUGCAGCCCCAUGAGAAGAUCUAUGAAUCGUUCAAAAUGUUCUGCGAUCCGAUCAUGGCCCGAAUCAUGAAUCUUGCCAAUAACGCCCAGGACGAAGAAGGCCAGCGGGCCGUAGCUGAUCAUCUGCAGCUGAUCACUAUCUUUGUGCAGGUGGUGACACCCAUUGUUGCACCUGGAGAAGAAAAUCCUGCCGUCAAAUACUGCGGCGAGGUUUUGCCUAUCAUGACCACGAUUGUCAUGAAUUUCACGUCCUCUACACCCAUUCUCGAGCGCGUGUGCCGAUGCUGGCGGUAUAUGAUCAUCUCUUACCGCACUGGCAUGAUCCCUCUUCUGCCAACUCUGGCUGAAAGCAUUGCGAAUGGCUUCCAAGCCUCUCGUGAAGGUUGCUUCCUCUGGGCCACGGACGCGGUCGUGCGCGAGUUCUGUGAUGGUGCCGAUUACGUGGACCAGGCCACUAGCGAUGCCGUCUUCCAGUUCUAUGAACAGCAAGUUAUUGCUUUCCUGCGCAUCUUGAACGACCUACCCCCGCAGAAUCUGCCCGAUGUGAUCGAAGACUUCUUCCGUCUUUCCUCGGACGCUGUUCGAUACUACCCCAAAAAGUGUAUCACCUCGCCUCUUGCCAUUCCCAUCUUCUCUGCUGCGCUCAGUGCUCUCACUCUUCAACAAGUCGACCCUCUUAUCGCUACGCUUCAUUAUUACCGCGAUCUGUUCAGCUUUGCAUUUGAGAAGCCUAUGGUCUCCGGGUUCACUAGCCCGGAAGGCCAGCCUUAUAUUACCCCUCCUGAGGUUCGCGAGGCUGUCAAAGCCUUGAUCAUUUCUCAGGGCCAGCCUUUGGCGCAGCGUGUCUUGACAGGCAUGAUGUUCACUUUCCCUGGUGACUGCUUCCCCGAUGCAUCGGGAGUAAUGAUGACGAUGUUUGAGCUGCUUCCUCAGGAAACCGGAGCUUGGCUGCAGACUACACUGCAGAUGCUGCCAAGUGGCUCGAUAAAGCAAGGUGAGGCCGAGCGCCUCCUGAAGAAUCUCUCCGACAAAGUACAGUCAGGAGAGACCCGCAAAAUUCGUAUUCUCCUCCAAGAUUUCACCAAUUCGUAUCGCCGCCGCAAUGUAGCUCCACGCGAUGGACUUGGCCGCCUUGAGGCUACCCGAUUCCGAUUCAGCGGAUGA